GUCGGGGUACUCGGUCGGUGGUGGAGGCUUCGGGGACUCGCUGCCAAGUGGCCAUGGUGCCGUGGCCGGUCCACUAGCAGGCUGCCAUGUCCCGAGAGGUAGCGGGCUCCUGCCGCCUGGGCUCCGGGGCGCGGGCACGGGCACGGAAGCCCAAGAAACCCCACUACAUCCCGCGGCCCUGGGGGAAGCCCUACAAUUACAAGUGCUUCCAGUGCCCGUUCACCUGCCUGGAGAAGUCACACCUGUACAACCACAUGAAGUACAGCCUCUGCAAGGACUCCCUCUCGCUGCUGCUGGACUCCCCCGACUGGGCGUGCCGCCGGGCCCCUGCCACACCCCGGCCCCUGGAGCCCGCCACGGACUGCCCCUCUGACCCCACAGAACGGGGCAGGCGACCCCGAGGGGCUCGGCUCCCAGAUGCUCCCGCCACUCCCGACCUCGUUGUCACUGACCUUCUCUCCCUGCACCGCUGUGUCGGGGGCCCCAAACCAGAGGCUGAGGGAUCCCCAGGGACACCACCCCCUGCAUCCAAGGACGCCCAGAAGGGUGUGGGCCUGGGAGGGCUCCUGGCCGAGUCAUGGAAGCCAGGGCUGGGCAGGGGCCCCAGGAGCAUGGCUGUGGUAGACUCAGCUGCAGUGGGCCCUGAGAGCAGUGUCCCCUGCUACCCUCCGCCCACCUCCAGCGAGUUCCCUGAGGCCCACAGUCUCCAGCUGUCCCUGCUGGGAGUCAACUACCCUCUUGGCCCCAGCCUCUUUUCCUACCUGGGGCCCUCCCUGGCCACGGCAGCCCAUAUGCCCUUCCUGGGCUCGGCCAGCCCCCUGCUUCCCCCAGCCUCUGCCUUCCCCGCCCUGCAGCCCCUAGAGCGCCCCACCCCUAUCCCCCGCCUGUACUACCCUCUGCUCCUGGAGCACAGCCUGGGGCUGCAGGCAGGCAAGGCCGCUGCCCCUGCCAAGCCCCCUGCUCCUCCCAAGGGACCCCCUGGGACUCUGGCCCCCGGGCUGUUAAAAGUGCCAGUACCUGGGCUGGGUGGGCCCUGGCCCUGUGGUGCCCCCAGGGACCCAGGGCAGGAGGGAGGGCUGGAGCUGGCUGCCCAAAGUGACCCCAAGAGGAAGCUGCCCCCGGGAAGCACGCUGGAGCCCCCGAAGGCUCCCUCCAGCUUGGCCAACUUUGGUUCCCAGAGCAGCCUGCGGAAUGGCCCCUCCGUGAUUCUCUGGCCUGAGGACAAGGAGCCAGGCGACCCCGAGAUCCUGGGCCCUGUCUCCCCGCUGUCCCAGCAGCCACCGGGCCUGGUGCUGGGGGUCCCUGGGCAUGUGUGUGAGGACCUGACCCGGGCUCUCGGAGACUAUGCUAGGGUGGAGCAGCGCCUAGGGCAGUUGGCACCUGCCAGGGGCCUGGCCCCACGGCCGCUGCGGGAGCAACUGGGCAAGAUCCGCAGGGAGCUGCUCACCAUCCACCAGGCGCUGGAGCAGGCCGUGCGGCCCCCAGACGUGCCACUCGACCUCUCUGUGAAACGGACGCCCUCCAAGGUGCCCGAGGUGUCCUCAGGGUCCUGGGGGCAACCAGAGCUGGGUUCUGUAUUGGCCCAGAGAGCCCCUGAGCCACCCAGAAUGCUGGGCCCCACAGUGGCUGAGCCUUUCUCUGGCCAGACCACCAAGUGCGAGGCCGACUCCAGUGUCCCUCCCCCGGGACUCCCCCUCCCAGCCCCAGAUGACCCUGUGAUUCCUGGCAGCGGCUGGGGCCCCCGUGGCAGGGCUGGGGGCUCCUGGCCUCCCGAGGCUGCCUCUGGCCUGCAGAGCCCCCCAGGUGCCGAGGUCUGACCACAGCUCCUGCUGCCCCCUCUGUCCGUAACAGACAGAGGCCCUUCCCCAAUCCCAUGCACACCUGGCCCCCUGCCUGCCUCAGCCCCAGGGGCAGGCACCUGGAGUCUGCCCAGCAUGCCCGUGAACAGACCCCACCCACCACGGCCGCGGCCUGUCUCUGGGGCCACACAGGGACAGCAGAGUCGCGGCUUUUUAUUGAUCACAGCUGUGGACAUUAAAAGAGAAGCCACCGCCAC
Molecule: messenger RNA, 2056 nt
Organism: Myotis davidii
Lineage: Eukaryota; Metazoa; Chordata; Mammalia; Chiroptera; Vespertilionidae
Gene: PRR35
Product: proline rich 35
Exons: 3
Coding region: 87-1817 (576 amino acids)
Source: RefSeq, a predicted model, not a curated record